This is a messenger RNA of Scutellospora calospora, 143 nucleotides long. NCBI's taxonomy places the organism in Eukaryota, Fungi, Glomeromycota, Glomeromycetes, Diversisporales, Gigasporaceae. The record is from the annotation of a GenBank genome assembly.
GUGGAAUAGCAUUCGCCUUAGCUGGCGACCAUUUAUCAAAACUUUUGGAAGAAAAAUAUCCGAAUAUUAAUUCUUUGAUACCUAAUGAUAGCGGUGAAACUUUGUCUUUACAAACCCCAGUUGGCGAUUCUAAAAAAUCUUAA